Messenger RNA from Brugia pahangi, 1386 nucleotides. NCBI's taxonomy places the organism in Eukaryota, Metazoa, Nematoda, Chromadorea, Rhabditida, Onchocercidae. The record is from the annotation of a GenBank genome assembly.
AUGAAUCCAACGAGUUUGUCAAUAUUUCGCGGAAUUUGUUUAGUUGGUCUCAUCUCACUUCUACAUUGUGCCUAUUCAGCUGCACAGCAUCGUUUUUAUUUACGACUAACGGAACAACCAUUCACGCAACUACCUCUUGAUAUUAUCGUACAAACAAUUGUGAGCUUAAUUGCUUUCCUUUAUAGUGCUACCUGUAUUGCUGGAGAAUUUCAACCAGUUCGUUCUGAUUUACAGAAUCGUACAAAAUCUUGGGACACAGUUGGAAACUGUCCGUCAUUUUAUACGUUUGAUCAUCGUGCCAGAACUCUUUCACCAUCAUACAGCGAUUCAUGCCAGCAAUACUUCGAUUCUUCACCGAUAAGAAUUACUUCAUCCGAGCAAAAAACGAUAUCAUUUUCAACCGCUCUAUGUAGAACUAUUGGAAAUGAUUUAUCCGAAAAGUCUUCAAUAAAAAACAAAAACCCAUCGCAACGAAAUCCUCAGUUAAAACCUCCUUCCAAAAAGGCAAUAAACGAAGCCCUUCAUCAAUGUUUACAAAUAACUCGUGAGCGAGAUUAUACAAAUUAUGUUGCUGGUUUAGUAAUGCCAUCGGAAAUUCAACCUGCUUUGUUUACCCUAUUGGCUUUCAAUGUAGAAUUAGCCAUUGUUCGAGAUCAAGUUGUUCGUAAUUCGGGAGUUUCCGGAAUAUAUCGUUUGCAGUUCUGGAAAGAUGCAUUAGAUGUUUUAUAUGGUCAAGCAAAAGGACCACUACCUCGGCAACCGGUUGCGGUAGCUUUAAGUCUUUUUGGACAUCAUUUUGAUGAACAUUUACUGAGAAAUUUAAUUACUGCUCGGCAAAGAACAUUGGGUGAUCGUCCGUUUGAGUCUCUUAACGAUGUCAAAAAAUAUGGCAUUGAAACGACAGGCUCCGUAACUCAAUUGAUAAUGCAUCUACUUUCCGGUUCUCAUGAUGCUAAUGAGAAACCGCUUUCUGAAGAAGCAAUUCAAGCAGUCGAAUCAAUGUCACGUGCUAUUUCAAUUAUCACUUUAAUCAGAUCGACCAUGCCGUUAUUGUCAAGAGGGAUCUUUUUACUUCCCAAUGAUCUAAUGGAGAAAUAUCAGUUAAAUGCAGAUGACAUAUUGGGAAAUAAAAAGCAAAAUGCAAUACGUGAUUUAGUCAAGGAGCUUACUAAUAUAGCAGAGGAAGAACUUCUGAAAAGUCGACAAUAUCGUAAAAGCAUCAAACCAAAUUUACGACUAGCACUUAUGGCAAGUGGUGUAACGUUGGAUCAUUUAGUGAAAACGCUUCAUGAAAGCAACUAUAAUUUGCUGAAUGCACGACUUCAACGUGGAUACGAUCUUCUCGCAUGGCGUUUUUGGUGGCGCAAAUUUGUUGGUCAUUACUGA